GAGAGAGAGAGAGAGAGAGAGAAAACCAACACAACGCAACUCACCCCUGAUAUCGUGCUUGCCCUAACCUCUCUUUCUCCUUCACUCCUCUUCUUCCAUCAAAGAAAGCCCUCUUUUCUCUUCUCCAACCCUAAGCCCUUUGUCUUUCUUCUUCACCACUCUUCUACUAUUUCAUAUUCUUCUUCCUUCCGACUCCGUUGUUUCUCCUCCACUUCCCAUUCCCAAUCUAUAUCGGAAUAAGAACCGGAGGAUGGUGUUUGCAUGACGAUCCAGAAACUUCCCAACAACUCACGCAGAAUACUCUCCUCCAUCGCCAUUAACGUUUCUCUCCUAGCUGUGUGCAAACCAAUACUCUAAAAUGGCUGAAGCGGUGAGGCUCAACCUCUGAAUGUAGAAGGAGCUCAAGCUUCUCCUCUCUGACCCUCCUCCCGGCACCUCCUUCACAUGCCUUUCCCCCGACUCUGACUUCUCUACCUUCAUUUUGUCUGUUAUCGAUGCCCAAACGAUAGGUCCUGAAGGAACUGUGUAUGAGAAGGGGAUCUUUAAUAUUACGAUCCAGGUACCUGAAAGGUACCCAUUCCAGCCUCCAACUGUGACUUUCGCCACCCAGAUUUACCAUCCCAAUAUCGACAAUGGAGGCCGUAUUUGCCUUGACAUUCUUAAUCUCCCAAGGGGACAUGGCAACAUCGCUGUGUAAAAUGGAAGCCGGAAUCGGAAGUGAGUCUUUAUCUACUUCACUUGCAAGGGCAGUAGCUCCCACUGGACAUGUCUAUACUUUUGAUUUCCAUGAACAAAGGGCAGCCUCGGCUAGGGAAGAUUUUGAGAAGACAGGAUUAAGCAGCUUGGUUACUGUUGUUGGAGUGCCACUAGGGAAUUUUGAACUUGAUUGGCUCAUACAUACCUCAGAUGUCAUCUUUUCAAGAGCACUCCGUGAUCAGCAACAGGUAAAGGCAAGGCUAAAGCUGAUGGACCGUGAGCGAGCUUGUGAAGAUUGUACAUGUCGGGGCGGUUAGGCCUGGAGCGUACGAUCAUCGGGACAGCGAGGCUGAUUUUGUAACUGGUCGCUAGGCGACAUUAUUUUGUAUAAACAGUUAAAUCUUUUUGUAAAUGAUUUUGUAAUCGGGAUCGCGAGUCUUUUGUAAUAUUAUUUUAUAAGUUUAAUUAAAAAGCAAAAAUUUUAAUUAAUCACGUUUUCCAUAAACCUCGUUGAUUAGCAACGAGCUGCACAGC
Messenger RNA from Cannabis sativa, 1230 nucleotides. RefSeq lists its product as uncharacterized. The coding region runs from base 633 to 1013 and encodes 126 amino acids. Gene Ontology annotation, cellular component: nucleus; tRNA (m1A) methyltransferase complex. The transcript has 6 exons. NCBI's taxonomy places the organism in Eukaryota, Viridiplantae, Streptophyta, Magnoliopsida, Rosales, Cannabaceae. Gene Ontology annotation, biological process: tRNA methylation. The record is from RefSeq and is a predicted model, not a curated record.